AUGGCUGAAAACAAGGCCCUCGUCCUGGAGUCCAUCCAGAAGCUCUCGUUUCAAGACCGCCCCGCCGCGGGAACCCUCCCCGACGCCCACUCCGUCCGCGUCCACGUCCGGCAGACGGGCAUCUGCGGCAGCGACGUGCACUUUUGGCAGCGCGGCCGCAUCGGCGACUUCAUCGUCCGCAGCCCCAUGGUCCUCGGCCACGAGAGCGGCGGUGUCGUCGUCGAGAUCGGCGCCGAGGUCUCCAACGUGCGUGUCGGGGACCGCGUCGCCAUCGAGCCGGGCCUGCCGUGCAGGCGGUGCGAUUACUGUCGCUCCGGCUUCUAUAACCUCUGCGGGGACACAGUCUUUGCGGCGACGCCGCCGUAUGACGGGACGUUGCAAAAGUACUAUACCACCGCGGCGGACUUUGUGUACCCCAUUCCUGAUAACAUGACUGACGAGGAGGCUGCGCUUGUCGAGCCAGUGGCCGUGGCGGUUCAAGUUGCGAAAACGGCCGAUCUGAGGGCUAACCAGGCGGUGCUUGUGUUUGGGUGCGGACCCAUCGGCGUCCUCUGUCAAGCUGUAGCAAAGGCAUACGGUGCAACCAAGGUCAUCGGCGUUGACGUCUCUGAAGCUCGCACCGAGUUUGCGAGAGCCUUUACUGCGGAUGGCGUCUUCGUGUCCAAGACGACUCAGUCCAGCGGCAGCGACGCGGAUCCAGUCGAACACGCCAGAUCACUGGCCGAUGACAUCAUUUCCCAGUUCCAGCUCGGAGAAGGUGCAGAUGUGGUGCUCGAGUGCACCGGCGCAGAACCCUGUAUCCAGGCGGGUAUUUUUGCUACGAAGAAGGGCGGGACCUUUGUGCAGGCGGGCAUGGGCAAGGAAAACGUCGUCUUCCCCAUCACCGCGGCGUGCACCAGGGGACUCACCAUUAGAGGGUCCAUUCGGUACACGACGGGUUGCUACCAACAAGCUGUACAGCUGAUUUCGAGUGGCAAAGUGCAGCCGGCGAGAUUGAUUACGCAUCGAUUCGCAUUUGAUGAUGCCGACAAGGCAUUUGAGACGGUGAAAAGGGCAGAGGAAAGCACGCUCAAGGUAAUGAUUGCAGGCGUUCAAUGA
Messenger RNA from Purpureocillium lilacinum, 1098 nucleotides. RefSeq lists its product as uncharacterized. The record is from RefSeq and is a predicted model, not a curated record. Lineage: Eukaryota; Fungi; Ascomycota; Sordariomycetes; Hypocreales; Ophiocordycipitaceae. Gene Ontology annotation, biological process: D-sorbitol catabolic process. Gene Ontology annotation, molecular function: zinc ion binding; L-iditol 2-dehydrogenase (NAD+) activity.